Messenger RNA from Rhododendron vialii, 379 nucleotides. RefSeq lists its product as uncharacterized. The record is from RefSeq and is a predicted model, not a curated record. The transcript is spliced from 2 exons. NCBI's taxonomy places the organism in Eukaryota, Viridiplantae, Streptophyta, Magnoliopsida, Ericales, Ericaceae. The coding region runs from base 2 to 316 and encodes 104 amino acids.
CAUGAAGGAGAUGCAUGCUGAGAUGAAGAACCAAAGUGCAGGUACGGAAAUACUCUUUGAAGAACAGAAUUUUGAUGCUCCAAUCUUCUCACCUCAACAUGCUCCACAACAAGAAAGUACAUCGGUUGAUUGUGGUGUUAUUGUGUGCAUUCUCAUGGAAGUAUUGGCGCACCUUGAGCCAAUCCCAAAAACAUUGACAAAGACUGAAAUUGACAAGUAUAGAGCCGGUUUAGUAUCUCGAUUUUUGAACGAUGAAGGUAGAAGCUGGACGAUAAAGAAAUGGGAAGCAAGAAGGAUGGGGAAGGCGUCGCAAUGAGCGUCCGUGCAUUUUUUGGUGUUUCCGAUACAUUAUUUUUGGGUUUGGGAUUUUAUUUGGUUA